Mya arenaria is the source of this 1904-nucleotide messenger RNA. RefSeq lists its product as uncharacterized. The record is from RefSeq and is a predicted model, not a curated record. The transcript has 2 exons. Lineage: Eukaryota; Metazoa; Mollusca; Bivalvia; Myida; Myidae. Bases 27 to 1748 code for a protein of 573 amino acids. Gene Ontology annotation, molecular function: protein binding.
CUAUAAAUGCGUCGUAUAUAAAGACAAUGGAGGCGAUUGAUGUGAAAAGAAAGCUUUCAAAAGCAAGCGAAGAAACGAUGCUCCCUGAAACAAAACGGGCACGUUCAAAAGAUGAAGGUGAAUUGUUUGAACAAAUAACCAACACAGAUACUCCACGCGAAUCGAACGUGAUAUAUUCCCAACAGACAUCGUACGGUACACAGAGUUUGGGGUCUUGUUCGGUUGGAAGUGAUGUAAGCGGUGACGUUUUGAGUGGUGAUGAAACGGACUAUCCUUCAAUUGAAGAAGGGACAAGAAAUAUGUUACACGAAUCUAUGGAAGCCAACGAAUUAACACAAGAGAUAAUUGACGAAGAUGAUUCCUCGGAAAUGUUCGAUGAAAGCAUGUGUUUUCGCGAGGGCUCCGCGGAGGACAAAAGGAAAUGUCGAAUGUUAAAACGCGUGUCAGACGCGCUGUUUGGAUUCGAUGAUGUUGACGGUCCAUCUGAAAGUAUUGAUGAUACACCAGACGACAUACAAGACGCGAGUGAUGUUAUUUCAUACUUGCAGAAUAAUGUUUCACCGGACGUACAAACUGAGGUUGCGAAAUAUCUAGCGAGUGGAUGUCUUGAAUUUGUUCACAUUUCUUUGAGCAACAUUCACCACUUUUACCAUGUGGCACAUAAUUUGCGCCUUAAACAGUUACGAGAUCAUUGUCUAAACUUUUGUUUCCUGAGCAACCAAGACGAUCUAAUAGCUAGAUUUGAAGGCUGCGAAUGUCAGUUGUCCGUAAAGCGCCGAUCAGCAGGAGGUUACGAACGCUCACAAAGUAUUGUUUCGAAUCCAGACGAAAAUGAGCCUCCUCAGUAUUAUAUUGUGUUUACUGGAAACUCUCAAAGUGGUCCAGGGAAGGAUACAAAGCAAAUAUCCGUUAUGGUCAUAGACAUGUCUGAAAGACAAGACGUUUAUGAUACAAAAAUUGAUAAGCUGAGCCAGCUAGGAAACGGAUUUGCGUGCUGCAGUGUUGAAGUAAGCGAGUCACCAUACGUGUUUAUUAGUGGUGGUGAGGGCAAGUCGACCACUAUGUCUCAAUACGACGUCCUGCUGGGACGCUGGAACAAAUGCGCCAAGAUGCUACAUGGACGGUCUCAACACGCAAUGGUGGCCGUGGGCCAAACAUCUGUUGUUGUACUCGGCGGACUGGAAGUUCCUUGUAUUGAAGAGUAUGAUGUAAAACGAAAUAAAUGGUUUGAACGAGCUUCUCUUGUUAUUCCCGUGGCAUCGGCUGCUCAUACUAUUUUCAAAAAUAAAAUAUUUGUGUUUGGAGGGAAAACAAUGGCAGGGCCUGUGUCAGUUGCACAGUGUUAUGAUGUUGAAACCAAACGCAUUUCGAGAAUACAAGAUUUACCUUGUGCAUUUGAUGGUGGACAGUGUGUUGUUUUACGAGACCGAAUAUACAUUGCGACAAACCAAGGUCAUUUGAUUUGUUUUGACCCGCACACUGGAAUUUCGCAACUUUGCUCUCAACAACCAGUUCAGCGUAGAAGCUUCGGAAUGUUUGUGAAAAAUGAUCGCAUAUAUUUUGUAGGAGGAGAACUGUGCAACCCGGACGUCUCUCCAGGUCCUGUUCCACAGUACAGGUACAAUGCGGAGAAGGACACGUGGGUGGAAAAACAAAGGCUGUCCCGAUGUUUUCAGGUGCUGGCAAGCUGUGUGAUCAAGUAUCCACAAAAAUGCUCGAUUAUACCAUUCAACAAAAACUUAUUCUGAGUGCGAACAGACCUGCACAUCGACUUUAGAAUUGUUUUGCUACUUUUUAUGAACUGAUAUUUAUUUGAUUUUGGUUAUUUGAUUUAGCUAAUCAAUGAAUCAUUUUUAUUCCGUAUGCCAUUAACAAUGAUUUCUGAUAAUAGAGAUGAAAAACCA